AUGAGUUCUAUAAAUCAUAUUGAAUCACAUUUUUUAUCAAGUAAUAACCAAGUACCGAUGCAAUCAACAAGUCCUUUAUCAUUUUUAGAAAAUAUAGAUAGAUUAUUAAAUCUAACCAAAUCAACAUAUAGUGGUAUCCAAUAUACAGGUAUUAGAGGAUUAAAUGAUUUCUCAUGUACAAGCUUCAAACUAUUGGUAGUUGUAUUCAGCAAAUAUAGAUCGAUGAUACCAAUUUUCAAAUUAAUAAAUUGUUCAGAAGAAAAAGUUAGAUCAGAAACACUUUCAUUAUUAUGGAAUUUUUCAGCAGAGGAAAGUUUAAAAGUUAAAAUGUUUGAAGAGAAUAUUUUAAGUUAUCUUUGUGGAUUAUUCCAAUAUUCAGAUGAAAAUUUAUUAUUAAGAACCUCAGCUAUCAUUCAAAAUUUAUCAGAAUUUAGAUUCGAAAAAGGAGCAAUUAAUCAAAAUCAAAUAAAGAUAGCAAGAUAUCAAGAUUUAUUAAAAACAAUAAUAGAAAGAUCCAAACAUGAUGAUGUUAGAAUCAAAUUUCUCAGUUGUAAUACCCUUUGUAAUUUAUCAAUGAACGAAGAGAAUAGAAAAUUAUUUCAACAAAUGGAUAUAUUUAAUACAAUUAUAGGGGCAUUCAAUAACAAUUAUAUCAAUGAUAUUGAACUUCCCUCAUCUUUUAAUUGGGUAACACUGCAACCAUUAAUGGGGUUAAUUGGUAGCAAGGAUCAAGAAGUACAAAUAUUUAUUUUAUAUUGUUUACACAGUUUCUCUUUAUCAGAAAAAUAUAAUAAAAGAUUAUGGAAAGUUUUAGCAAACAAUCACGGUAUUGAAAGUUUAUUAAAAUUAAAAAAAUCAAAGAAUCACUUGGUCAAAGAACUAGCCACUAAAAUAUGUUCAACUUUAAAUAUAGAAAAACAAAAAAUAGAAACAAUUAAAUAUGACUCUAAUGUUUGUCUAGAAAAUGAAAUUUCUAAACUAUUUAACAACUCAUCAAUGUUUCCAGAUUUAUAUAUAUCAUCGAAUGGUAGAGAGGGUUAUUAUUUACAUAAGUCAAUAUGUGUAUCAAGAUGUCCAAAAUUAAAAAUUAUUCUCGACUAUAAAUUAAAUAAUAUAGGUAAUGAUUCAUCAAAAUUAAAAGAUAGUACAGGAAUAGAAGACCAAUUUUUAAACAAUAGUAAUAUUGGUAAAAAAAUCAAGAACAAUUAUAUUCAUUCAAACAAUAAUAACAAUAAUAAUUGUAAUAAUAGUAAUAAUGAUAAAAUUAUUAAAAACGAAUUUAUUAGUAAUAUUCAAGUAAUAGAAUUGGAGCAAGAUCUUUAUGACAUAUUCUUUGAAAUUUCAAAAUGGAUAUAUAGCAUCCACCCAAAUAUUUCGUCAGAGAAGUCAGCAAAAUCAAUAAUGGAAAUAGCAUACUACUUGGAAUUGUAUGAUGUAGUUUCAGAAUGUGAAUAUUCUUUAUGGCAUCAUAUUGAAUUAGAAAACUGUUCAGAAGUAUUAGAGCUCUCAUUAAAAUGCAAUGCUAAGCAAUUGGAAAAAGUAUGCUUAGAAUUCAUCCUCAGAAAUAUUCACAGUUUAUAUUUUGGUGAUUUAGAAAACUUUAAAAACCAUUCAUAUAAUUGGGAAACUGAUAUCAACGCUUUCUGGUAUGGAAAUAAUUGGACUGAAAGAUGUAAGAAAUUCAUUGUUGAUCAAUAUCAAUUACAACAACAACAAUUCAAAACCGAAAUACAAGAAUUAAAUUUAGCAGCCUCAGCUUCAAACAAUAGCCAAGAUUUUUUUAGAUUUUAA
Messenger RNA from Dictyostelium purpureum, 1791 nucleotides. RefSeq lists its product as uncharacterized. The coding region runs from base 1 to 1791 and encodes 596 amino acids. Lineage: Eukaryota; Evosea; Eumycetozoa; Dictyosteliales; Dictyosteliaceae. Gene Ontology annotation, molecular function: ubiquitin protein ligase binding. The record is from RefSeq and is a predicted model, not a curated record. Gene Ontology annotation, biological process: proteasome-mediated ubiquitin-dependent protein catabolic process; regulation of proteolysis. Gene Ontology annotation, cellular component: cytoplasm. The transcript has 4 exons.